Molecule: messenger RNA, 5130 nt
Organism: Dunckerocampus dactyliophorus (ringed pipefish)
Lineage: Eukaryota; Metazoa; Chordata; Actinopteri; Syngnathiformes; Syngnathidae
Product: L-threonine ammonia-lyase
Exons: 11
Coding region: 157-1755 (532 amino acids)
Biological process (GO): L-serine catabolic process; L-threonine catabolic process
Molecular function (GO): L-serine ammonia-lyase activity; threonine deaminase activity
Source: RefSeq, a predicted model, not a curated record
AAUAGCUUCUGAGCUAGGAAAGAGUUCGGGAACUUGGUCUGUGUACAUUAGACCGUGGGAGCAGCACUUUGGAGUAUCCUACACUGCUAAGCUGAGGAGGAGUCACACACAAAUACAGAGAAGUUUGGAUUCUAAGAGGACCCUGCUUCCACCAGGAUGAAUUUUGCUGCCCAGUUAUUUUACUCAAGCUACUUGAGUGAGCGACUGGAACGAUUGUUUUCACCAAAGCCUGCACUUAAAAACAGCGAGGAAAAUGACCCCUUUUGGCAGAGAGAGGAGCUGCGUCUGGGUCCAGCAGAACCAGGCAACUCUUACAAAGCAGGGCUGGUCAGUAAUGGUGCUGUGGGCCGCAGACCGACCCUUAUUGAACCAGAGAGGCUGAAGGACUUUGGUGAGGAGGAACUAGUCAACGGGGACGUAAAAGUCCGUGACACCAAAGUGAGAGCAGAAACACCUGUCGUCAUGCUAAUGGACCCGCCCAAAACCAGAAGAGUCAGUGAGUUCAGGAUUGUCCCCAGACCGCCUGCUCAGUACCUGCGGUUUGAGGACAUCAGUGCUGCUGCUUUCACUAUCCAAUCAGGGAUACAGAAGACACCUUGCACGUACUCGCGGCUGUCCAAACAGUAUGGUAUGGAGAUCUACCUAAAGAAAGAGCACCUGCACUACACAGGCUCAGUGAAGGAAAGAGGAGCGUUGUACCUGCUCUCCUCCCUAACACAGGAGCAGCAGAGGAAGGGCGUGAUUGUUGCCACUGACUGUAACUUCUCUAUGGCUGUGGCCCACCAUGCUGUGGAGCUAAAGAUCCCUGUGUUUGCCAUCAUGCCGUCAUGUUGUUCCUCACCUCGUCUCCGGAUCUACAGAGAUUAUGGCGCGAUGGUCAUAUCCUAUGGCAGCACCGGUCACGAUUCUCAGAACCAUGCCCGCCAUUUGGCCAAAGACAAUGGAUACCUCUACCUAGAAGAAGAUGAAAGUGCGACCUACCUGGCAGGGCUGGGCACAGUGGGCAUGGAGAUUUAUGAGCAAGUGCCCAAACUUGAUGCAGUGGUGGUGCCUGCAGCUGGACAGUAUGGACUACUGGCGGGCACGGCUGCAGCCAUCAAGCAUCUCAACACACACAUUCUUGUCAUUGGAAUAGAACCUGAAGGGUUCCCUUUGCUGCGGCAAUCUCUGAAGACUGAUGGUCCCAUCAAAGACAUUCAUAGCAACCCCAAUACCAAACUGUAUGGAGAUCUCAUGGAGCGCUCGCUCGGCGUCAACACCUUCCAGCUGGCAAAGAAACUAGUAGAUAAAGUCAUCUCUGUCAGUGAAGAGGAUUCUUUGGUGGCGAUGUUGAGGUUUCAAGAGUUUGAGCGCUCUACGGUGGACACGGAGGGAGCCAUGGGAUUGGCUGCCAUCCUGGCAGGACAGCUGCCAGAACUGAGAAGCAAACGGGUUGCAGUCGUGGUGAGCAGCGCUAACAUGGAGCUGGAUUUGGUGAGGCAGUGUGUGGACCGAGCCCUGGUUCUGGACGACCGCGUCAGCAAGUUCUCAGUGCAGCUGGGAGAGUGGCCGGGAGACAUGGCGAAGCUGCUGGACGUCUUGUCCAGAGAGGACGUCAGGUUGCUGGACGUCAGUCAUCGGAGGCAUAGUGACAAGUCAAACCUCUUCAAUGCAAAGGUGGAGUGUGUGGUGGAAACCCGAGACAGGACACAAAGCACUCAGCUCAGGAAGACGCUGAGCGAACGCUACCCGUCUCUUUGUUGGCUGGAGCGAUGAUCACGUGACCACCAGUGAAACAAACAUACUGUAUAUUUAUCAUAGAAGUCGCACAUGAACACCAUGUGGACUGAAGUCACAUUCACACAGUGGAUGGACAAAAAAAAUGGGGAAAAGCAAAGCAACACUAUUGUAGAGGGAAUAUUCUUCCUAUUGCAUCCAUUGUUUCUGCUGCUGUUAUUUACUACCACAGUGUAACAGUGAGGGUAGAUAAAGUUCAUGUAGUUUACUCCAAUUAGCCAGGAGCUUGAAUCACGCAGUGCUGGUGCAAGCUUCCCAACAGAAGCAUUGACGUACGUACACACACAUUCAUACAGAACAAGCAUAUACAUACACAGUACACUCCAACACCACAGCAUUAGGUACACUCACAUACAUACCAGCUGGAUUACGCAGGUAACCAUGGAGAGCUGACGUUUUUGGUACGCACUGGACUGUGGAUAUAAAAUAUAGUACAGUAUAUCCAUUUCAAUAUACGUAUUGACAUUUUAGUGUUUUCAUAUUUUCACAGCAAUCAUUUUGACGCAGCAAAAAAAGUAAAUAGUCCACAAUAAGACACAAUUAUGCAAAAAAAAAGGGGGGGGUGACGCGUGGGACAAGGACAAGACGAUUUAAUGCGGGUGAAGAUCUGAAUAAAUAUGCUUAUUAGGAAUAAUAUAGGAAUAUUUCUGUUUGUCAUCCUCCAUGAACUAAGAAGACUUUUGCACAGUACACUACUGUACACUGUCUAGACUAAGCUGCAUAUUUAUUUAUAUUAAUUUGAAAUGACUGUAUAUAUGAUUGAGUAUUAUUUUUACUGUUGUAUAAGGUGGUAGUAUCACUCUCCCAAGCAGAAAUGUUAUCCAACUAAAAGCUACGGAGUUCACUUAAACGGAGGAUUUUGUUUUCAGAUGGCUCCUUAUUUUGGAAUGUUUGCCCUGACUUGGAAUUAAAAUAAAAUUAGUAUGGCUUUUUCCUUAAAUAUCUGUGCAUUCUUAACUUGUUAAGCCUGAGGGACUCGGAUAUACACGUGUAGUGUUCUCCACGAGUGUGUACACUUUGCAUGUUCACUCUUACAAUGCAUCAAUCCGUUUUCUAUGCCGCUUAUCCUCACGAGGGUCGCGGGGGUAUGCGGGACCUUUCCCAGCUGACUUUGGGCGAGAGGCGGGGUACAUCCUGGAUUGGUCAUUUUUCAGUAAAAUCAUUUUGGUGGUACAGUGACUUCUAAUUGUGUUGUAAUAGUGCGAGCAGUGGCCAGUAUAACAUUAUGUAUUACUAAUACAGUGGAACCGUGGUUAGCAUACAUUAGCAUAUUUUUCGGUUAACGUCAAAAGUGUACAGCAAACUUUUGCCUCGGUUCGCGUACAUUUUCUGGUUAGUGCACAAUAUGGCGCGUGUCUUGUGGUGUUAUGAAUACACUGCGUGAGUCAAACUUUGUUCUUAAAGUGUUUGUAUCACAAAAUGUCCUGUUAGCAUCCUUAGCUUGCAAACAACAUGGCAACCAGAACCAGAAGUCAGCUAUGUCGCCCGUCGAUGACGCCAUCAGCGCUUGACAUUCAAAAAUGUUAAACACGUUUUUACAGUUUUACAAAUGUAGUUUUACAUGUAUAAAACAAUUCUAAAUGCAUGUAAAUGACAUAUGCAACAUAUCAACCACCACCACCUUCAUGUUUUGCUAUGAGUUAUUUCUUGAAUUUAAUAGUGUUUCUCUCCUUUUUUAUCAAAAGCUAGCACUUGCAACUUUGUCUCCAUUUUGGCUUAUUGAGGUGUGAAACACUAUUGAAUUAAAAAAAUAACUCAUGUCAAAAUAGGAAGGUGGUGUUGAAGAGGAAGGUGUUGAUCUCGCUGCCACAUUGUGUCAUUGGCAACAAUCACGUCUUCAAAGAAGGUAAAAGCAAACUUAAAUGUUCAUUUAUCACUUUCACUCAUCAUUUAUAUGCAUUUUCACAUGUUUUUUGCAUGUAAAACUAUUUCAAAAAAUAGUAUUGUGCUACCAUCUUUGCCUUUCUGGAAUGGAUUAAUUGGAUUUACAUUAUUUUUUAAUGGGAAAAAUUUAUUUGGUUAGUGUACCUUUCAGUUAGCAUCAGACCUUCCCGAAUGGAUUCAUGAUGCUAACCAAGCUUCCAUUGUAUAUACUAAAACAAAUGCGUAAAAGGAUACUUGGCUGACACGGGUUUGUCUCAUUGUUAACAGAAGAACAUAAAUACAGUGGUUUGAAAAAGUGUUUGCCCCCUUCCUGAUGUAUUGUUUUGCAUGUUUGUCACAAAUGUUUCAGAUCAUCAAAUUUAAAUAUUAGUUAAUGACUACACAACUGAACACAAAAUGUAGUUUUUAAAUGAAAUUUUUAUUAAUAAGGGAGAAACAAUCCAAACCUACAUGGUCCUGUGUGAAAAAGUGAUUGCACCCUAAACCUAAUAACUGAUUGGGCCACCCUAAACAGCAACAUCUGCAAUCAAGCGUUUGCGAUGACUUGCAAUGAGUCUUUUACAGCGGUGUGGAGGAAUUUUGGCCCACUCAUCUUUGCAGAAUUGCUGUAAUUCAGACACAUUGGAGGGUUUUCAGGCAUGAAGCGCCUUUUUAAGGUCUCACAGCAUGCCAUAUGCGACACAGAUGCCACAGCAUCUCAAUAGGAUUCAGGUCAGGACUUUGACUAGGCCACUCCAAAGUUUUCAUUUUUCUUCAGCCAUUCAGAUGUGGACUCGCUGGUUUUGUUUUGGAUCGUUGUCCUGCUGCAGAACCGAAGAUUGUUUCAGCUUGAGGUCACGAACAGAUGGCCCGACAUUCUCCCUCAGGAUUUUUUGGUAGACAGUAGAAUUCAUGGUUCUAUUUAUAACAGCAAGUCGUCCAGGUCCUGAAGCAGCAAAACAGCUCUAAACCAUCACACUACCACCACAAUAUUUUACUGCUGGUAUGAUGUUCUUUUUCUGAAAUACGCCGUUACUUUUACGCCAGAUGUAAUGGGACACAAACUUUCCAAAAAGUUCAAAGUGCAUUUUGUGUUCAGUUGUGUUGUCAUUGACUGAUAUGUAAAUUUGUUUGAUGAUCUGAAAGAUUUGAGUUUGACAAACAUGCAAAAAAACACUUUUUCACACCACUGUAUCAUUCACAUACUUCUAUCAUACUCUAUUGAAACUUGGGAUUUAAAUUUCUUUGUAAAAUAUAUUGUCCAAAGCAUAGUCUGCACACCUCUGGUUGUUGCUACUUAGCAUUGAUGCUAACAGCGUUGUAUACAGUCCUUGUACUACAUUUAAAUAAUGUAAAUAAGCAAUGUUUCAUAGUACUAGUAGUAGUAGCAGUAUGGCCGCUUGGGGUGCAGCAAUACUGCAUGACCACUGAAUGAAGUAUGAACAUUAAAAUUUGUAUGUGUAUAUUUCAAGUAAAACAUUUAAGACAUUC